Molecule: messenger RNA, 2019 nt
Organism: Lachnellula hyalina
Lineage: Eukaryota; Fungi; Ascomycota; Leotiomycetes; Helotiales; Lachnaceae
Product: Laccase
Exons: 11
Coding region: 1-2019 (672 amino acids)
Molecular function (GO): copper ion binding; oxidoreductase activity
Source: RefSeq, a predicted model, not a curated record
AUGAAGAUCAAUGUGUGGUCAGGUUUGGCAUAUAUCUUGGAUAUACUGACCUUAUCUACCCCUCGAGAUAGAGAUGGGGCUCAAACUCCCCUCGGUGGCGUUCGAAUCGACGAUGGUAUGCCUGUCGGCGAUCUUGCCGGAACACCAACGUUUGGUGCACCAAAAAGAGGCAGUGGAUCUUUUGUUUGUGCCUACCCCGAGAUGAAAGGAUAUAAAAGCUGCCAUGGACCUGAACAGCGAGAUUGCUGGCUUACGUCCACUCAGAACUCCUCGGAUAGGUAUGAUAUUGAAUCAGACUACGAGUUUGUUGAUAGUAUUCCAGUUGGAAUAACACGGAAGUACCAAUUGGAUAUUUCCGACAUGCCACUGAAUGUAGACGGAGUGACCAUGGAGCACGGGAAAGUUUUCAAUAGAACCUAUCCAGGCCCGUGGAUUGAAGCUUGUUGGGGCGACUGGAUUGAGGUCAAGAUCACCAACAAGCUUGCUUUCAACGGCACUUCAAUACAUUUCCAUGGUAUCCGACAGCUCAACACUCCGCAUAUGGAUGGCGUGAAUGGCGUCACACAAUGUCCCAUUGCUCCCGGUGACAGUUUCACUUAUAAGUUCCGUGCAAUGCAGUACGGGAGCAGCUGGUAUCACAGCCAUUACUCGCUACAAUAUGGAGAUGGAAUGCUUGGACCUUUGACUAUUUAUGGUCCUGCGACUGCUAACUACGGCUCCAAUGAAGCUUUCAAACCUCUAUUAAUGACUGAUUGGAACCACAGAUCAGAAUGGCCAAUUAUGCUGGAAUCUGGGUCGGCUCCACAGAUGACGAAUAUUCUUCUUAAUGGUCACGGACAAUAUGGCCCAGCAGGAGGUGAGCGGCAUAAAUACCAAGUUACUGUUGAUGCGGGUGAAAGACAUAUGUUGAUUCUGAUUAAUACCGCCGUCGACACGACCUUUGUUUUCUCAAUAGAUGACCAUGAGCUUGAGAUUAUUGAAAUGGAUUUUGUUCCAAUCCGUCCCUAUAAAAGGACCAGCAUUCUAGUCGGCAUCGGUCAGCGAUAUCAUGUCAUCGUCACGGCCAAGCCCCUCAAGCACGUCAAAAACGACAACUACUGGAUUCGAACCAUACCAGCAAGACAGUGCUCGAAAUUCUCUUGUGGACCAGAUGAAAAGAUGGGAAUCUUGCGAUACAAUACCACUACCGACCCAGCCGCCAAAACAGCUGAUCCCUUGAGCGCGCCGUUUCUCUUUGACAUUGCGUGUGCCGAUGAGCCUUACGACAAUCUCAUCCCUUAUCAACCUUGGACAGUGGGAGAACCCGCUAAUAUCAACACUUCUUCUACAACGAAGCCUCCCCCAGAUCAAGCCCACAACUUUGAGAUCAAAUUGAUCGAAUCAUCGGGUGUACCUUACAUACCCGAAAAAGCAUUACUGCGAUGGACCAUGCAUCAAGCACCUUUUCGUAUCAAUUACAGCGAUCCAACCAUUCUAGACCUCAAGCGAGAAAAAUGGGAGAAGACUCUUAACGUAGUCACAUUGGACGACAAAACCGAAGAUCAAUGGAUCUGGCUCGUGAUCACUGCACCGGGUGAGGUUCCUUCGGAUGGUGAGGGCCUGUUUAUUCCCGCUGCUCACCCUAUGCACCUUCACGGCCACGACUUUGCCCUAUUGAAACAGUCGAGCGAUCCGUGGAAUGCCACUGAGGUCGAACUAAACUGCAACGGCAAGGGCAUCAAAUGUGAUAAUCCACCCCGUCGGGACGUAGCCUUGUUGCCGGCCUCUGGAUAUCUCAUCAUCGCCUUCAAGGCUGACAACCCAGGUCCAUGGCUCAUCCAUUGUCACAUUGCCUUCCAUGCCUCCUCCGGUCUUGCUAUGCAGGUCAUUGAAAAUAAGCAUCUGAUUCCUCCAACCCUUGGGGAAGAUAAACAAGUAUUGGAAGAAUCGUGCCGGAAAUGGAAUGCGUGGUUGGAAGACCCCUUGAACCAUUGGGACUUCCAUGAUACUUCGCAUUUCCAAGAUGAUUCCGGAGUCUAA